Molecule: messenger RNA, 2670 nt
Organism: Jatropha curcas
Lineage: Eukaryota; Viridiplantae; Streptophyta; Magnoliopsida; Malpighiales; Euphorbiaceae
Product: putative pentatricopeptide repeat-containing protein At3g25970
Biological process (GO): RNA modification
Molecular function (GO): protein binding; RNA binding
Source: RefSeq, a predicted model, not a curated record
ACUUUUUUCUUUUUUUAGAUUAGAUGCAUUCGUCGUUUUACACACGAUUUUUCUUUUGUUUAUUAAGUGAUUUGUGCCUAGGGAUGGAAGCGGGGAUGGGAGAGACAAAAAUGUUGUCUUACGGUGGAAAGAAAAAGAAAAAUUACUAAAUAUUACACAUCGAUUAUCAUUAAUAAAAUCAAAAUACUAUUAUUUUGACUAUUUUUUAUGCAUGGAUUAUCAUCAGUGAGAAGUUGCAUAGCAGUUGAGAUGUUAAGAAAAACGGUACGUUUUGGUUUUGCCUCUCCUACCUUCCCGUCCAUCUCUCUCUGAAUGUUGAUGGAAUCCUUUCCUGGGAAAUGGAAGCACGGUCGAUGGAAGUUCUUGGCACGCUUCUCAUUCCAUAGCCAAACUCCAGGACGCGGCGACUCUCGCAUUGUCUCCACCAACGUCGCCAUUACCCAUAACGCAGAAAAAGGCCAACUAGACUUUGCUCGAUACCUGUUCGAUAAAAUGCCAAAACGAACAGCUGUUUCUUGGAACACAAUGAUUUCCGGUUACUCCAAAUGGGGUAAAUUCAACGAGUCGCUUGCUCUACUUUCUUCUAUGCAUCGUUCCACCACCAAGCUCAAUGAGACCACUUUCUCCACUAUCUUAAGCGUCUGUGCUCGUUUGCCGUCGUCUGUGGAUGGAGAGCAGAUUCAUUGUCUUGUUCUGAAAUCCGGUUGCCAGAGUUUCGAGCUUGUAGGAAGUGCCUUGUUGUAUUUUUAUGCAAAUUGUUCAAAAAUUGAACAUGCAAGGCGGGUUUUUGAGGAGUUGCAUGAUAAGAAUGAGCUUCUGUGGAGUUUGAUGCUGGUAGGUUAUGUGCAGUGCGGGCUACUGAGUGACGCCUAUAACGUGUUUAUUGAGAUGCCUAAAAAAGAUGUUGUUUCAUGGACUAAGUUAAUUUCGGGAUUUGCAAAGAGCGAUAAUUAUUGUGAAAAAGCUUUAGCCUUGUUUCGAUGGAUGAGAGGAAGUGGUGAGGUGGAACCUAAUGAGUUCACCUUGGAUUGUGUUAUGAGGGUAUGUGGUAAGCUUGGUGCUUUAAACGAUGGAAUGGUUGUUCAUGGGAUUUUGAUAAAAUGCGGUUUUGAAUUUGACCAGUCAAUUGGUGGCGCCUUAAUUCAAUUUUACUGUGAUUGUGAAGCUAUUGAUGAUGCUAGGAGAAUUUAUGAUGGUAUAAUUAAUCCAUGUUCAAGCGUUUCAAGUUCCUUAAUUGAGGGGUGUAUAUCAAUGGGUAGAAUUCCAGAUGCAGAGUUGAUUUUUAACAGUUUGACCCAAAAAAGUUCGGAUUUAUAUAAUUUGAUGGUGAAAGGCUAUGCAAUGAAUGGCCGAGUUGAGGACUCAAAGAGGUUGUUUGAGAAGAUGCCUCAGAAAACACUCUUUUCUUCAAACACUAUGAUUUCUGUGUACUCGAGGAAUGGUGAAAUUGAUGAGGCUUUGAUGCUGUUUGAAAAAACGAAAGAGGAGAGGAACCCCGUGACCUGGAACUCAAUGUUGUCAGCGUAUAUUCAAAAUGAGCGGCAUGAAGACGCAUUAAAAUUGUAUAUAACAAUGCGCCAGUUGUUAGUAACCUAUACAAGAUCAACAUUUUCUGUUCUAUUCCGUGCAUGUUCAUGCAUGGGAUCACUUCAACAAGGCCAAAUGCUUCACGCCAAUUUAAUUAAAACACCAUUUGAAUCAAAUGUUUAUGUUGGAACUUCACUUGUAGAUAUGUAUUCUAAAUGUGGGAGCAUCGUUGAUGCGCAAAAGUCCUUCUCAAGUAUCUCUUCACCUAAUGUGGCAGCAUGGACGGCUCUUAUAAAUGGAUAUGCACAUCAUGGACUUGGCUUAGAGGCAAUUUUACUCUUUGAGCACAUGUUUGAGCAAAAAGUCGUUCCUAAUGGAGCUACUUUUGUUGGAAUUCUGACUGCUUGUGGUCGUGUUGGUUUGGUGGAUGAAGGAAUGAGAUUUUUCCACGCAAUGGAUGAAAUCUUUGGAGUAACUCCAAGUUUGGAACAUUAUGCAUGUGUUGUGGAUCUUCUUGGUCGGUCAGGGCGCCUACUUGAAGCGGAGGAGUUUAUUAAAGCAAUGCCAAUUGAAGCAGAUGCUGUUGUUUGGGCAGCUUUGCUCAGUGCUUGUUGGUUUUGGAUGGACAUGGAAGUGGGGGAAAGGGUGGCUAAGCAUAUGUUCCAUUUGCAUCCGAAGCCAAUGUCAGCUUAUAUCAUUUUGUCUAACAUUUAUGCAGUUUUGGGGAAAUGGGGGAAGAAGAUAAAUGUGAGGAACAGUUUGAGAAGCUUAGAGGUAAAAAAGGAUCCAGGUUGUAGUUGGGUAGAGCUGAAUAAUAGACUUCAUGUGUUCUCUGUAGAAAAUAGAGUUCAUCCACACUGUAAUGUUAUUUAUGCUGCUUUGGAGCAUCUAAAUGCAAAUAUAAAAUCUACUGUUCAAUUUAAUGGUGAGUCUUUGUCAAUAACAGAGAAUUAUUUGAAUGCAACUUCUGAUUGCUGACCAAGGUUAUUCUGGUGGUCUGUUCCAUAGUUUUAACUUUUGAAUUGCUGAUUAAAGCUCAUUUCACCUAUCCAAAGUGAAACAAUGUCUGUGAAUCUCUUUGUACAUUUUCAUAUAUUACUGCUAUAAAAUUAGAGAUUUCAUCUGCAUCAAAAUUUAGUUAUA